Messenger RNA from Phacochoerus africanus (Common warthog), 1673 nucleotides. RefSeq names its product galectin 9 (gene LGALS9). The record is from RefSeq and is a predicted model, not a curated record. The coding region runs from base 68 to 1135 and encodes 355 amino acids. Gene Ontology annotation, molecular function: carbohydrate binding; galactoside binding. Gene Ontology annotation, cellular component: cytosol; nucleus. Gene Ontology annotation, biological process: negative regulation of CD4-positive, alpha-beta T cell proliferation; positive regulation of gene expression; negative regulation of type II interferon production. The transcript is spliced from 12 exons. NCBI's taxonomy places the organism in Eukaryota, Metazoa, Chordata, Mammalia, Artiodactyla, Suidae.
UCUCCGGGGGGAGCCACAGAGGCCAGCGUGCAGAGCGGCAGGCAGUGGUCACAGAGGCGGUGGAGCGAUGGCCUUCAGCGGCGCCCAGGCUCCCUACAUGAACCCGAUGGUCCCCUUCACAGGGGUGAUCCAAGGGGGCCUCCAGGACGGACUUCAGAUCACCAUCAACGGGACCGUUCUCAUGUCCAAUGGAAGCAGGUUUACUGUGAACUUGCAGACCGGCCACAGCGACAAUGACAUUGCCUUCCACUUCAACCCUCGGUUCGAAGAGGGCGGCUACGUGGUCUGCAACACGAAGCAGAAUGGAAUCUGGGGGCCUGAGGAGAGGAAGAUGCAAAUGCCCUUCCAGCGCGGACAUCCAUUUGAGCUCAGCUUCCUGGUCCAGAGCUCACAGUUCCAGGUGACAGUGAACGGGAGGCUCUUUGUGCGGUACACACACCGUGUGCCCUUCCACCGCGUGGACACCAUCUCCGUGACAGGCAUCGUCCAGCUGUCCUACAUCAGCUUCCAGAACACCCGCGCAGCUCCCAUCCAGCCCACCUUCUCCACGGUGCAGUUCUCCCAGCCUGCCUGUUUCCCGCCCAAGCACAAAGGGCGCAAACCGAAACCUCCAGGUCGCUGGCAGGCCAACUCGGCUCCCAUUACUCAAACCGUCAUCCACACUGUGCAGAGCGCCCCUGGACAGAUGUUCCCUAAUCCCAUGAUCCCACCUAUGGCAUAUCCUAACCCAGUCUUUCCGAUCCCUUUCUUCGCCUCCAUCCCGGGCGGCCUGUACCCCUCCAAGAGCAUCACGGUGUCGGGCACCAUCCUGCCCAGCGCUCAGAGUUUCUACAUCAACUUGCGCUCGGGGAGUGACAUCGCCUUCCACCUGAAUCCCCGCUUCAAGGAGAACGCGGUGGUCCGCAACACGCAGAUCGGCAGCUCCUGGGGGCCUGAGGAGCGAGGCCUGCCCUGGAAGAUGCCCUUCUCCAGAGGCCAGAGCUUCUCGGUGUGGAUCCUCUGUGAAAGCCACUGCUUCAAGGUGGCCGUGGAUGGUCAGCACCUAUUUGAAUACUACCACCGCCUGAAGCACCUGCCCACCAUCAACUCCCUGGAGGUGGGGGGCGACAUCCAGCUGACGCACGUGCAGCCAUAGACGGGCCCCGCCCUGGGGGUGAGGCCUGGGCCGAAAGGCUGUCUGGGUCUGCUCGUCACCCGCCUUCCCAGGCCGCCAGGACCUGGGGCUUGGCUGGAGAGACCGUGUCCUUGCCUGGCCCUGCUCCUGGCUGCAGCCUCCCCUGGAGCGGGGACGACGGCUGGCUGGGACCGCCUUCCUCCACCUACGGAGGAGGUGCGGUCUGUGCAGGCCGGAGCCCCGUGUUCCCUGCCCCCGGCCUCUGCCUGGGUCCUGGCCUUCCCAAGCUCCCAGCCCAGGCCUGCCCACACCUGCCUCUCCACCCCCCCACCCCCACCCGGCCUUCCAGUCACCUAGUCCCAAGCCACCAGCUGUCACUCCACGUGGGAGGCGGUAUCCCCUCUUCUUUCUCCAAGCUUGAACCUCUCCUCGCACCCUGCACCAACCCUUCCCUGCCCCGGAUAGCUGCCUGAGGACACCCCACCAACGGGAGCUUUCUCCCCUUUCCAGUGUCCUUCCAAUAAAGAAAGAAAGAAAACUGCUUGUCAGCCUGUAUGCA